Messenger RNA from Pyricularia pennisetigena, 1185 nucleotides. RefSeq lists its product as uncharacterized. Bases 1 to 1185 code for a protein of 394 amino acids. The record is from RefSeq and is a predicted model, not a curated record. The transcript is spliced from 2 exons. Gene Ontology annotation, molecular function: nucleotide binding. NCBI's taxonomy places the organism in Eukaryota, Fungi, Ascomycota, Sordariomycetes, Magnaporthales, Pyriculariaceae.
AUGACGUCGUCACCGUUCACGGUAAAAUGGGGAAUAAUGGCUACUGGAGGCAUAGCUGAGACUUUCGCCAAGGAUCUCCUCACAGACCCCGCCAUCCGCGACGUAAAUGACGUGCGGCACGACGUGGUCGCUGCCGCGUCGUCCACCUCGGCCGACCGCGCCGCUGCCUUCCUCAAGAAGAUCGAUGCGCCCAACAAGGACGCCAAGGCAUACGGCUCGUACGCCGAGCUGGUCGCGGACCCCAGCGUCGACAUUGUCUACGUCGCCACGCCGCACAGCCACCACUUCCAAAACGCCAUGCUGGCGCUCGAGGCUGGCAAGCACGUGCUGUGCGAGAAGGCGCUGACCGUGACGGCCGCGCAGACCCGCAAGAUGAUCGAGACGGCCAAGGCCAAGAAGCUGUUCCUCAUGGAGGCCGUGUGGACGCGCUACUUCCCUCUCAGCAUCAAGAUCCGGGAGCUGAUCAAGUCGGGCGCCAUCGGCAGCGUGCACCGCGUCAUGGCCGACUUUUCAUUCAACAACAGCGCUGCUGACGGCAGGCUGGGCUUUGACAACAGCAACCGCAUGGUCAAUCCGGACCUGGCGGGCGGCGCGCUGCUCGACUUGGGCAUCUACUCCCUGACCUGGGUGUUCCAGACCUUGUACCACACGCAGGCGGCCGGCAGCAAGGAAAAGCCCACCGUGACUGCCAACGUGAUGCGGUACGAUGCGACGGGCACCGACGAGACCACGACGGUGCUGGUGGGGUUCCCUCAGCACAAGGCAGUCGGCGUGGCCAUGACGUCGCUCCGCGUGGCCUCGGACGUCGACGGCAAGUGGACCGCCGGGCCAACGAUCCGCAUCCAGGGCAGCGGUGGCGAGAUUGCCGUCUACGGUGUGGCCGCCAAGCCCUUCAAGUUCCACGUCAUCCGCAAGGGCCAGCAGGAGCCCGAGGUGGUCGACUGUCCGUUCCCCAAGGACGAGAAGCGUGGUGGCUGGGGCCACGGCAUGUACUGGGAAGCGGACGAGGCGGCCCGGUGUCUACGGGACGGCAAGCUCGAGAGCGAGGGCCUGCCUCACGAGGAGAGCAUUGUCAUCAUGGAAGUUAUGGAGGAGACGUUGAGGCAGGGUGGUGUCAAGUACCCAGAGCUGAUCACCUCCGAUGUCUACGACGCCAAGAGUCCGCUAAACACAGGAAAGGCGUGA